GACAUGAGAGACUUGUUGUGAUUAACAAAGAAAGAAAGACAAGAAUGAGUAGCAAGAACUUGGGAGCUGCUCCUGCUGCAGGUUCUGGAGGCAAUAUCAACGGUAAGCUUCCAAUGGAGGAGAACGAAGAAGAAGAGAUGUGGAAAGUGACUGUGUCUAGGUUUCAAGCAAGAGAAGAAGAGAUAGAGAGGAAGAAGAUGACUGUUAAGGAAAAAGUUCAACAGAGGCUCGGUUUUGCUGAGGAAGCUACAAGAUGCUUGACUCAAACAUUGGAAGAACUGGAGAUAAUGGGAGAUCCAAUGAGAAAAGAAGUUGGAAUGGUGAGGAAGAAAAUCGACAUGGCGAAUCGAGAUAUCAAAUCUUUGGCUCAAAGCUGUCAGAAGAAGGAGAAGGAAUACAAAGAGACAUUGGAAGCUUUCAACGAAAAGAACAAAGAGAAAACUCACCUUGUUUCCAUGUUAAUGGAGCUACUGGCUGAAAGCGAGAGAUUAAGGAUGAAGAAACUGGAGGAAAUCAACAAGACUGUUGGAACUUUGCAAUGAGGAGAGGAAACACUCCACAUGGAUCUUACCUUUAAAUUUCGUAUUAGACUCUCUAUUCAGGUCAUUUCAAUUAAAAGUGAGCUAAGAUGUCGCAUGAUGCACUAUUAAAGAAUGAUUUUUCUAA
Brassica oleracea var. oleracea is the source of this 666-nucleotide messenger RNA. RefSeq lists its product as uncharacterized. The transcript is spliced from 4 exons. Lineage: Eukaryota; Viridiplantae; Streptophyta; Magnoliopsida; Brassicales; Brassicaceae. The coding region runs from base 45 to 542 and encodes 165 amino acids. The record is from RefSeq and is a predicted model, not a curated record.